Messenger RNA from Malania oleifera, 4491 nucleotides. RefSeq lists its product as uncharacterized. The record is from RefSeq and is a predicted model, not a curated record. The coding region runs from base 121 to 891 and encodes 256 amino acids. Lineage: Eukaryota; Viridiplantae; Streptophyta; Magnoliopsida; Santalales; Ximeniaceae. The transcript is spliced from 3 exons.
GGCAUUUGUUGUAACCAGCUAGGUCUGAAAAUGAAGGUGGUGUCGACAAUGGCAAGUGAGAAAAUUGUAGAAGAAAUGGGAUUAUCUGAAAGUAGUGAUGAACAGAGUGUUGGUUGAAGUAUGGAGAAGCAUGCGGAAAAUGGGAGACAGUGGGGAGAUGAGUCUCUCUUGGAUUCUGAUGUUAGGGAUGCGAAAGACUCGAGUGAUGUAGUUGCUUCAGUUCGUGAGGAGGUUAAAAAUUUUGAAUUCGGAGAAGCAGCUCCUGUGCUGAACAAUCAACAACAAGCUGAUGGUCAGGGGGAAAGAACUAUCAUAAGAAACAACAAGAAAGUUCCUUGGACUGAACUGUUUGCGAACAAUAGAAGUCCAGCAAACUGUGGUAAGCUUCCGGCCUUCUCCCCUAAUGGUGAUGGUGCUAGGAUACCAAUUUCUGAAAUCAAUGAUUCGGUGGGGAUUUCAAGCAAACAGCUGGUGGGUUAUUUUGUUGGAAAGUUUCCUAGAAGGGCAGCCUUUAAUGCUCUGAUGAAAUCUUGGAGAGUUCCAGUAGAAAUCAAUCAGCAUGAUAAAGGGUGGAUCAUUUUCAGAUUUCAGAGUGAGGAAGACCUUUGCUCUGCUCAGAAGAAUGGGCCUUAUUCAAUAUAUGGAAGGACCCUGAUUAUUAAGAGGAUGCCGAAGUAUUUCCAAUAUGGUCACGAACACAGAGCCAUUUUUCCAGUUUGGAUUAAGCUAAGUGAUCUUCCUCAGGAGCUGCGGACACCAAUAGCUAUUGGGAGGAUAUGCUCUGAAAUUGGAAGGCCAUUAUUAAUGGACAAGCUUACGACGAAUAUGGACAUGAUCUCUUAUGCCAGAGCCUUGGUGGAGGUGGAUGUUGCCAAGGAAAUCAAACAUUAAAUUAAGGUAUGGCUUUCGGAUGAUGUCUCUAUUAUGCAGGAGGUUGUGUAUAAAGCUCUACCCAGAUACUGUAAUAAGUGUAAGACAAUUGGACAUUCGGAGAGUUCUUGUAAUCCUAGGGAGGUGUAUAAGAAGCCCCAAAGUACCCAGUACAGAGUUAAAAAACAAUUGCCUGUGGGAGAAUCUGGGAAGGAAGAUGGGGAAAUUAGAGCAGUAGAAGAAGGGGAUAUUAAUGAUGAUAUGAUCAAUAAGCAGGUGGAUCUGUCUCAUGUUAAGAGUGAUAAGGCAGAGAUGGCUGGUAACGAUGUUGAAGAUGCUGUUGAGUCUGAUCCUUCUGUUGUUCAGGAGGGUAUGUUGGCUGGGGUGGUGUCUGUGUGUGGGGGUAAGGAUGGUGAGGAAGAAACUAUGAUUGAGAAUGGGCAAUCUGGUGAAGAAGAGGUUGCAGGUGAGAGUGCCUCCAUAGUUCAGGAUGAUGAGGGUGCUGGUGGUGCUCAGCAACAACAGGUGAAUGAGAAUGGUAGUAUUGUGGCCAGUGGGAGUAAUAUUCAGACAAAUCCAGUACAACAGGGGAGUAUGGGGAAGGAGAAGGUUAAUGAAUUCGAACCUUUAAAAAAGAAAAAGAAGGGUAGAGUGACUCACUUUAAUCCACUGACUAUUGGAAAGGGGUUAAGGCCCCCUUCUAAACUAAAAUAAAGAUCGCAUGUUGGAACAUCAGGGGUUUCAAUAAAUCCCUAAAGCAAAAUGGGGUUGCUAACCUCAUAAAAAAUAACAGAAUAAAUGUAAUGGGAAUCCUGGAGACCAAAAUGAAUGAUAAGAAUGCAGAAGAGUUUGUGAAAAAGAAGAUGCUUAGUUGGAAAUAUUUCAACAAUUUUGAAAAACAUAGGGCUGGGAGGAUUUUGAUAAUUUGGAAUCCUGGUAAAGCUCAAGUUCAGGCUGAAGAGAAGAGAAAUGGGAACCUUGUAUCUGCCUAUGAGAUGAGGGACAUGAAUGAAUGUUUUGCAAUGAAUGGACUCGUUGAUGCUAGGUCCUCUGGAUGUUACUUGACAUGGACAAACAACAGGGUUUGGUGCAAACUUGAUAGAGCUGUAAUUAACAAUGAAUGGUUGCAGAAGGAAUGGAGUACACAUGUUGUAUUUUAGCUCCUUGGUCUUAUCUUAGAUCAUGCAUCAUGCAUUGUAACCUUAUUUGAUGAGGUUAGUGUGGUGAAAAGACCAUUUAAAAUUUUUAAUAUGUGGAUGAAGUAUGAGAGUUUUCUGGAGAUUGUUGAAAAGGGCUGGAAUAACAAAGUUAAUGGGUGCAAGCUGUUCAGAUUAACUAGGAAGCUUCUAAUGCUGAAGGGAUGACUUAGGGACUUGAACUCCAUGCAUUUUUCCCAUAUAUCAAAAAGGGCAUAGAAUGCUUCAAAGAAUUGAAGGAAGCCCAGCAGUGUCUUCAUGACAGGCUUGAUGAUAUUGCUGCAAAAUUGACGGAGGCGAACAGGUGUUUCCUUGCACAGUAGGCCAAGUGCCACUACCUGAAGAAUAGUGAUAGAAGUACAAAAUUUUUCCAUUCUCUGUUGAAGAGACACAUAGCCAGGAGCCAAAUCACUUAUCUUGUGAAGGAUAAUGGUUAUUAAUAGAGGCCCUAUGUUGGAUGGGGUUCAAGCAACUAAGAUGGUUGAAGAUGUCUCUGACAAGGAAAUCAAGGAUGCCCUAUUCAGUAUAGGGCAGGACAAAUCCCCUGGCCCGAAUGGUUAUACUUCUGGGUUCUUUAAGGAGGCUUGGAAUAUAACAAGGAAGGAGUUCACACUUGCACUCAAGGAAUUCUUUGUACAUGGUAAACUACUCAGACAGAUUAAUAGAACUGCCAUUGCAUUAAUUCCUAAGUCCCUCAGUUCAAGAUUUUAGGCCUAUCUCAUGUUACAAUGUUGUGUAUAAGGUGAUAGCUAAAAUCCUAGCUAGCAGAAUUAAACCCUCUCUUGGGAAGCUGGUUAGCGAACCUCAGUCUGCCUUUAUCAGUCAGAGGUAUAUGAUUGAAAACAUCUUCUUGGUUCAGGAAUUGGUAAGGAAGUAUGCUAGGAAGAGAAUAUCCCCCAUGUAUAUGAUCAAGAUUGACUUUAAAAAAGCGUAUGACUCAGUGUCAUGGGAUUUUCUAAGAAGCAUGUUGGAACAUUUGAAAUUCCCUACGGCUAUGGUGGGUUGGAUUAUGCAGUGUGUGAGUACCACAUCAUUUUCCCUAUCUAUUAAUGGUGGGUUAUAUGGGCUGUUUGAAGGCAGGAAAGGACUCAGGCAAGGAGACCCUUUGUCUCCCCUUUUGUUUGUGAUUUGCAUGGAGCACUUAUCAAGAUGAAUGAAGUCUCUAGAAAAUAACCCAAAUUACAGAUUCCACCCUAAAUGUGAUGAACUCAGAAUUUCUCACUUGGCAUUUGCAGAUGAUUUGAUUUUGUUCUCUAGGGGUGAUGUGCUAUCUGUUAAGAAGAUUAUGGAAUGCUUGAAUCUAUUCUCUAAUUGCUCAAGUCUGAAGGCUAGUGUUCUGAAGUCUAGCUUGUACUGUGUAGGAGUGGUAAACAAUGAGCACGAGGAGAUGAUGAGGCUGAUUGGUUUUCCUUGUGGGGUAUUCCCCUUCAGAUAUCUGGGUAUCCCUCUUGCAUCUACAAGGCUAAAUUUUGCUCAUUUCUCCCCCCUGCUUAGUAAGAUUGGCAAUAAGAUUAAUUCUUGGCCUGGGCACAUCAUCUCAUAUGCUGGAAAACUGGAGCUGCUGAAUUCAGUGGUGCAGAGGGUGGAGUGUUUUUGGCUUUCUAUUUUUCCCAUUCCCUGUGCAGUGCUUAACCAAGUGGUUAAGCUUUGUGGGGAUUUCCUUUGGGGAGGUAGGAAGAUACCUCUUGUUGCAUGUAAAGAGGUUUGUUUGCCAAAGAAGGAAGGGGGUUUGGGGGUAAUGGACCUUAAAAGCUGGAAUUAUGCCCUCCUUACUAGAACCUUAUGGAACCUGCAGGAAAAGAAGGAUUCUUUGUGGUCGAAGUGGGUGAAUCAUGUUUACUUUAGAGGUAAUUGCCUAUGGGAAGCAACAGUAAAACAUGAGGACUCGCCACUUAUUAAGAAGCUGAUAGAAGUCAAGGAUAAACUGCUGUACCAGGUAGGGGAUAGGAGGCUGGUUGAAGAGCAGAUAAAAAGUUGGGUUGUUGAUGGGAUAUUUCUUUGCUCUAAGGCAUAAAACUUUUGGAGAAUGAAGGGUAGGGUUGUGCCUUGGCAGAGGGUAAUUUGGAAGAAUAUCAAUGACCCGAAACACUCUUUCAUCUUAUGGUUGGCUGCGAAAGGGAAGCUACAGAAUAGUGAUAAAUUCAUUGGAGAUGGCAUUGACAAUUCCUGUGGUCUGUAUGGGGCAGAGGUUGAAUGUCUAAACAAUAUGUUCUUUAAUUGUAGGAUAUCUGAAAAGGAAGGUGUACUCCCAAGAGGGGGGUGAAUUGGGAUUAAAAAUUUUUCUUUAGAAACUUCUUUAGUUAAUUCUUUCUCAACCCUUUUUAGUUUCAGCAAACGCACAUGUAAGAUUUGAAUUUAUAUCACAAGUCCAGCUGAGAAUUAAUUUAGUUAUAAUUCUUUAUGAAUGAGAAUAUCAAAUUAAAUA